CAUUAUGUCGUAUAAUAAGAACAUGAUGUCUCAGUACACAACUGACAUGAGCAAGGGAGGGGCUGCUGCAAAACACACUGAUAGAAUGAAUGCAAAGAGCCAAAAGAACACUUCCUGUUGAUGCAAAAUUGCAGCAGCAACUGUCUGACACAUCUGGACUGGAGAGGGGGGGAGGCCUGGCUGUGGUGUUAGCGAACUACUGAGGGGGGACUGAAUGGACGACGUUCAAUGUUAAUCUGCAAGAAGGUGAGUUUGGUGGAGUCGGUCUCUUUCUCGUACCUGAUGUGUUUGUGUGUUUGUGUUUUGGGCGCGUCGUCGCUCCGGCGUUGAAAGUAAUGGGGGAAUAAUUGCCGACUUAGCUUAGCGCUUUAGCACCGCCUGCUACCAGACAGCGGGCUGAUGCUAAUGCUAAUGCUAAUGCUAACGGGAGCAGUGAAGCUACUUCAUAUGACAGCCGACAGAGUUUGAACCCGCGGUCGACGUUGUAACUUAUUUAAUAUGAGUGACACACAGAGUUGACAGGCGGGUUUGUAGUCAAAUAAAGGUUGGCUUUAACACGAAAUUAUCCACUAUGUGUGGAAACAGACAGUCCGGUUUAAAAUAACACAUUUUCCCCGGAUAAUUGCCGACUGUGUGGUGGCUAAUCUAGCCAGCUAGCUGCUGCUGUAGUGCUGAUAAUGCUGCCUGGCAGUUGGGUGUUUCGGCCCUGUCAGGCGAUGUCUGUGUAACGUUAGUGUGUCUGAAAGUAAAUGUGGAAACGACUAAAGAAAUGGAGGGGGAUUGGUGUACGUGACGGACAGUACAGGCUAGCGAUAGCUUCAGUAGCAGCUAGUCCUCCACAUCAUUAGCCUCCUUUACUAAGUACAGACAGAAAAGGUUAGGAAUAAAGUUUGGCACACAGCUCGGUCAGUCCCCGGGGUAUCCGCUCCCUGUGCACGGAACACGGUAUCAGUGUACAUGCUAACGUCCCACAACUCCCUAUAACUAAUGAAUGUGUCAGAAAAACCCACAUUUUUCUGCGAAUUUAACAUCAUUUGACCUGUAUUUAUUCUGCGUGAUGGAAACCCCGACCUAUUGCGCCAUAUUGAGCCAUCUCCUACAGCAUCUGUUCAACCAAUAGAGGGAAAAAAAAAGUUGUUGCAAUGAUUUUUGUUCCUGUAGUGCAGCUGUAAAAUAAUAUGGCUGGGAAGGACAAAGUGCACACAUACACACUCACACAGAGACAUGACAAGUUAUUCUGUACAGCUGGGUUCACCUGGGUCACCAACAACUGUGUUUACUUCAUUUUCUGUGACACAGGUUUAUUCUGAAUGUUCCAAUAUGCUGUGUCCAAAGCCCAGUGUUAAACCAAUAACAUGCCCCGUUCCUACACCAUUGUGUCUAAAUGGCAUAACGACAAGGCAUGUCAGAACAGAGUGGAGCCAAACCAAUUACGACUUUUGCAUGAGCAGGCAUUAUGGCUUUGUACCCGUUCGACCCUAUUUCUUAUAGCUCUUGUUUCUGUUUGGGAUAAGCAGUAAAAUUGAAUUGGUUUUAACUGCCAGCUGGAAUUAGUGAUUGUGCAGAGAAAGAGGGAGAGGGAUGCUUGGCACAUAGAGUAAUGUCUGGUAAAAACAGGGCUCAGUGAGGUCUACCCUGAUAAUCUUAAAAUUCAGAAAUAAAUAGUUAUUGUUUGCAGUGAUUUUUGCAGAAACAAUCACCAGGCCUGACUGGAAUUCAACCUUCAUUUGCAGAGUUUUCCUGCAUCUCAGCGACAAACAGUUGCUGCUUACGUUGAAUUCUUAUACACCUUUACCAAUAGGCAGUAAUAAAAUCAUGCUUUAAGGGCAUUGCUUCAAAUGUAUAACAGCCUGCUGUAAUUGCAGCUGUGAAAUAGCAGCAGAUUGCCUCUAAGUGAAAAGACAUUGUAGCAGGAUGGUAUCUUUAAUAAUGUGUGCCGGUCAUUUAAAGCCACCUUUGUAGCUGGAUGUGGAAUGUGAUGAAUUUCCCAAAGUUAAUAUUAGACAACGUUUCAACCGGUUAACUCUCCCCUGAGUGCUUCAGUCCUCGGCAGCAGGGGAUGUAGAUGUUUGAAGGAGUUGGUCUUUUCUCUGCAUUAGGAUUCUGAAUCAUACCCCUCGAUUUCUUUGUGCAGUCUCCUCGCCGUGAGCCACUCCAGGAACAACUUGACUGCAUGAUCAUACCAAUGUACUUCACUGCGCCGCACAAUACCGUGUAAUUGUAUUACUUCUUUUUUUUUUGACAAAUUGAAUAAGGUUUGAGACUGGAUAUUUUCUUGGAAAUGUUUAAAGAUAACAAGAAGGACCCAAAUCUUUAUCAUCUGCCACUGCGGUUCAUCUGAUAAUCACAUGAGUAGGCAGAGAUGAAAGAUGAGCAUUUUCUAGUUUCCAGUUAUCCACUCCAAGAACACACCCAAAGGCUAAGCAUACAGUAUUUAGCCUCACACACUGUGCUCCUACUAAGCCUGAACAGUGUCCACAAAACAUGUUAUUCUCACAACAUCUAAGGUUCUUCUCACACGAUACCUUUUUCUGCCGAGUGUAUUUUUAUUUACUUUUAUUAUACGUCUAAAAUUGCUCCCUUAACCUGUGCAUGUUAAGCGAUUUCGCUCUGGGUCUUGUCUGCCCCACAAGCUGUUUUUCUCAGUAGGUGCUGAUGUCGAAGAAAGCAUUCAGUGCUCGCCUGCUGACUUUGAUUUUUUUUUUUCCCUUAAUGUUUUUUUUUUUGUCCAUAUUUUGAUCGACAUGGAAAAAACUUGGAGGAUUUAGGUGAUGUCUUACCCCCAGAGUUCUGCUGACAUUACGGUCAGCAAGAAUACACUCAGCAUCCUCUCUUACCCACUUACAUGAGGCAGCUGUGUCAGAAAGGUUUAUUACCAGGCAGAGUACAUGAGCUGCAGAUGGAAUUUUUGAGCCGAGUUUAAACAUUUUCUGUUUUUCCCACGUGAGCCGAGCAUGUGACCCUCGCCCAGCGUGAGCAUCUCAACUACUGAGCAUGCAUUCUUUGGCUUCACUUCAACUUGGCUCCGUUCAGUAAGCAUGCAGUUGGCAGCCAUUGCUAAUAUGGUUUAUAGUAUGAACAUGUUGCAUUUGAGCGCUAGUAAUGGGCAAGUAGAAAUAAUAAGGUACACUUUCUUAUGAUUACCCUCGCUGCGUAUUGCUUCAUCUUUCCUUCGCCUGUGCCAGGAGGGAGCAUAUGGUUGGUUAGACAGGUGUCUUGGCAAGCUUUGGCAACUGGAGAAAGUGUUUACAUUCCCAAAGUGCUGACACGCACUCAAUGCGCAGAACAUCAUGCUGAAUUGCUAGCGAGGGGCUUGGAUGGAGGAGGGGGUGCAGUGGGAGGGAUGGGAGAAGGGCAGUUAGGGUGAGAGGAGAGGAGGGAUAGGCUCAAGGAUGGACACAUAUCCAGAUUUUGCAGCGCUGAAGUAUUUUCUAGUAGUGAAAAAAGAGCAGGAUCGGACUUUCCUGAUGCAGCUGUCCAAAAUGUGUUACAACUGUUUCUGCUGAGAAGGCAGGACUUCUGUCUGUUAAUAUUUUAUCAACCUGCGCAAGUGAGUAUACUAUUGUGUAAGGGUAGUAUACCAUUACUUUCGCAGCAGUGCCUUCCAUCAGGGGAGCUGAUCUGUCAUUUUGCCAAAACAAGUUUCUGCCAAGUCUUGAAUGUUCUGGCUUGUACGCUACGAAAUAUCAGAAUGCAGGGAGAGGCAGACGUCGGUUGUGCUCAUCUGUACAGAUUGUACGAAUGCGAAGAUCACCUGGCAGAUCAACCACAAUCAGACAGUUACAAAGGUGUUUGCGUCAAUGGCUUUGCCAAUGUUCACUUUAUUCAAACACAUGAAAGAGGCCUUUCAGGUUUCGUAACAGACGUCCAAGACAGCUUGGUGCACGUUUACUUUCCAAGCAGAACCAGAUUUUCUUCUUUCUCUGCCAAACGCAGAAUGUGUACCUUUAUGGUUUCCCCUAUAUGACUGUUACGCCUCACAACAGACUGUAUGUGUAAUGAACACUAGUACAUUGUGUUCAUUCUGUCACAAUCAGCUGGUCUUUGCCUGCUCUUCUUAGUCCUGGAUUGAACAGAUAUGGUUAUGGCUGGAUAAUCCUGAAAGUUGAUUGAUGGAUAAACUAUGUGGAUAUAUUAUAUUUGAAUUACGUUGUCCUCAUGACACAUUUUCUCUGUGAGGCUCUGAGAAACAGCCCGAUCAUUACCACAAGGAAAAGGAGGCCAUCAUAAAUUCUGUAUGUAUUUAAAGAGUGAAUCCCUCUCUGUAUCUUUGUUAUAUAGAGAGAAAGAUAAAUGUCUGGACUCUCUAAUGAUUACUGUCUGUACCAUCUCAUUUCUUUGAAGAAGCUGCCGCAGACAGUCAUGAACAGCUGUGAAAUUGCUCUGCUGCUGGAUCUCGUUUCACAUCUCAUUCUCCAUACUACGACCCCCUUUUGUGCAGUCUUGUGUAUGACUUGUUUAAGAAGCAGAAUUGUUUAUUCUUGUACGUGUUCAUUAUAAUUCCUGUCUUGUUUUCUCCUGAACAAAAGAGCCUGACCAGUUCCUGAACGUUCAGGCUGUAGGCAGAACCAACAUGUUGUACAUUUCUCGACAUUUGCAUUGACUGAAGGAAGUUUUAGAUGCGGCUUGAAGUCGAUGGUAGGGCUGACUGAUGUAUCAUUUGAACACCACAAUUAUGUGCACAGUGGUCACAUUGUAGGAUGUGCAAAAUCAAUCACAUGACCUGAAUCAGUCCGUUACUUCCUCCUUGUCCGGGGUUAAUCCAAGAUAAAUGUGUAUCUGAAACCGUUUUAAUGCAGCCCCUCACUUUGACACAGACAAACUGACCGCUGGCUGCACAGCGGUCAGUUUGUCUGUGUGUCACAUGAUGACUGUAGAAAGUAAACAUGCACGUCACAAUGCUGCUACUGUCACAGAUACUGGGAAAUACUUGAUUACAUUAAUGGAGUGUAGUCCUGCUGAUCUUGGUGGUCCUUCACAUGUUCAGGCUGCGAAACUAACUGGACUGCAGAGUGUUUUCUUUUAGUGUCUGAAAUCUGCAGCACAGAUUGUAUAUGGUGGUGAUGGGAAACUAUUCUAAAGAAGAAGUGUGAUUUUGUUCAGAUGGAAGUGGUUACGCAAAUUUAAUUUGUAAUUUUCAUCAGUGGAAGAAAUAGUUGUGUGUAUCUAAGAGAGACAGACUGAUGAACCUCUCAGCCACAUAUAUAUGUGCACCUUGGAGGCCGAUAGUAGAAAUAAGCUGCGGAUAUAAAUAUCAGUCAUGUGCUAAAAUUGAAAGCAUCACCCACUGCAUUUUCAUCAACUCAUUUAAAAGCCACCGUGAACAUCAGAUUUUAUUGUGUAUAGGAUAAUGGAUUUUUAUUCGUCUCUAUUUAAAAAAGAACCCCUGUGUGUUCUUUAAUUUUUAUAUUUUCAAAUAAUUUCAGAUGUCUGGACAGAAACCUCUGAAUCUCUUGUUGUGGACAUUUACAGAGGCAGAUUUUUUUCAUCUACAUUGAUACUUAAGUUCAGCAACUUUGCAUCUCAUUUUUUUAGUCUUAUUACAUUGUUUUAAUUUGAAAUUUACGAAAUACCAAAUUUAAAAAAAAACCAUAAAACUACUAGAAUGUAAUAUCAGAGCCGCAAAUUGACUGUCAGCUGACCAGAGGUGUCAUUAUCGGUAUUUGCAUCAGAUGUUGAAAAGCUGUAAUCAGUUAACCACUGGUAAUUAAGUCAAUUGUGUUAGUACAGUUUAUGCAGUAACCUGUUGUUCCACCUGUACUCGCUCCCUCUUUCACAUGCAGGUUUCAGAUCUGGUUAUUGUGAUAGAAGUGGUUCUGCAGAAGAAAGUAGACCUAAAAGAUCCAGAAUCAUUGUGUUUUUUAGGUUCAUGUACAUCAAGAUCAGUCCUACCGCCUGUAAAUGUUCACUCUGGAAUCUGUCUGCCUGUUAAUGCUAAAUAUCCUCAUUUCUACUCACUCUAUGUGUUGUUGAAAAGGUAUCUGCUGCUAAAAUUACACUGAACCAAAUAUAAGAGUCAUCAUGUUUAUUAUAAUGUAUUCCUCCUGGAAUACUUCCUAAAACCAAAGCAGUGAUAACGCAGACAGCUGAUGUGGACUGAAUACUCCCAAUAUGAGGUUAAAAAAUUAUUAUCCUCUACAGUAACAGAAAUAUUAAUUCACAGCACAUGUCUGUCUAUGGUAAUCUUCGUGGAAAACAAAUAUAAAUUCAGACGAAGCAGCAGAGUGAAGGGCAGUACAGCUUCAAUGUUGUCCUCAGAAAUGUGUGUUUUUGCUGUAGGACGUCACUGGGGUUUUUCUGAGAACGGUCAUAAAAACUACUGCGAAUAAUAAACAUCAAAAGAGCUUCUCUUGUUAUUUGUGUUACACACAGACAGAGACGUGUUUUUAUUAAUUAAUGGAGUGUGGAAAUGCUGCAUUACUAUUCGUUGUUUCACAUCCUAACACUGUCUCCUCUUUUAUCUUUUCACCUCAGGCUGCCGACAAACUGGAGAAACAUAUCCAAGAAAUGGACGACGGCAGCUACAUCGAGUUCGAUGUGCCGGAGUUCAGCAACACUGUCCUGACCCAGCUCAAUGAGCUGCGGCUGCAGGGAAAGCUGUGUGACAUCAUUGUUCACAUUCAGGGCCAGCCGUUUCGAGCCCACAAGGCUGUGCUGGCAGCGAGUUCACCCUACUUUCGUGACCACACUGCCCUCAGCACCAUGAGUGGCCUUUCCAUCUCAGUCAUUAAAAGCCCUGAGGUGUUCGAGCAGCUUCUCGCUUUCUGCUACACAGGUCACAUGUCCCUGCAGCUCAAGGAUAUCAUCAGUUUCCUCACAGCUGCCAGCUUUCUGCAGAUGCAGGCCAUUAUUGACAAGUGCACCCAAAUCCUCGAGAGCAUCCACUCCAAGAUCAGUAUCCCAGUUACUGUCUGCAGCCCAGAGAAGGACGACUCGCAGGCCAGCCACAACGGGGUCAAUGACAGCAACCUCUUUGUAAACCCUACCCAGAUCUCCCCCCCUUACUACUCUCGCCAGAGUCAGGCAGCGCACGAGGCACGCUUCGAGCUGGCAGGAAAAAGCCUGGGCCGGCGGCGUCAGCAUCAGGAGGAAGGCCAGUCGGACAGAGGCAGCAGCGAUAGCGUCUCCGAGCACGACGCUCCGAUGGAGGGAGAAAUCGAGCAGGUGGAACUGAUCGGGAAAGAUGGGCAAGUAACAGAUGUGCAAGUGAAGAUAGAGAAGACGGACAGGCCUACCUACUCAGAUAGUUCCUCAGCUGGCGAUGAUGGCUACCACACAGAGCUGGUGGAUGGAGAUCAGGUCGUCGCCGUCAGCGUGGGUUCGUACGGCCCCGUGAUUCAGUCGGCUACCUACACUUACUCAGGACUGACCUCCCCAUGCUUUGUCAACCUUAGCAGCUCCAGUCCUUCCCGCUCCAUCCUCAGCGGCUAUCGAGGCGGGCGAGCCAAGGCGAAGCGCCCCCUGGCCAUCCCGGCGUCAGUGCUGAGUCAUAUCAAACCGGUCUCCGAAGACGGCGAAUCAGCAGUGGGAACCCCGGGGUUGGAAAACGAUGUGCGAGAGCGGAGCCUGCGGAGCCAGUGGUAUCCCUACAAUGAGAGACUCAUUUGUAUCUACUGUGGUAAGACCUUCAAUCAGAAGGGGAGCCUGGAUCGCCACAUGCGUCUGCACAUGGGAAUCACCCCGUUUGUUUGUAAGUUCUGUGGCAAGAAGUACACUAGGAAAGACCAGCUGGAGUACCACAUCCGCGGCCACACGGACAACAAGCCUUUCCACUGUCAGAUCUGUGGCAAGUGCUUCCCGUUUCAGGGCACCCUUAACCAGCACCUGAGGAAGAAGCACAUGGGCGCGUCAGAGGGCAGUAAUCACAUGGACUCUCCAGAGAGGACGGAGGGAAGCUCAGGUCAGAAGGACCAGGAGGAUACGUCUGAGGGGAUGGCCUUUGAGGCUCAAUAUGCAGAAGAGGCACCAGCCAAUGAUAUGGAGGAGAGUUCAAAAUGCAGUCCGGAGGAGGCGCAAGCGUCAAGAUGUGAUUUUUAGGUCCUGCUUCAGGUUAAGGAAGCUUUAAGAAAUGCUUAUUUUAACUCAACUAAAAGGACCUUUUUCUUUUUGAAUCAGCUCCCUCCACUAAAGACACAUUUCUUCAAGGGUUUCUGUCGAUUUUGUGAAAGUUAGAUGUUGAAUGCAGAGAGAAAAUGGGUGCUUUAUAGAAAUUUGAUUCUUUCAAGCAAAGGGAGUAACAGCUUACUAUUUUUGAGGAGGUCCCAAUAAUCAAGACCCCCUGAUUGAUUUCUCUUUUUAUCUUUCCAUGUUUUUUAAAACAUAUUUACAGAGUUAUAUAGGCAUGUUGCAAUAAUUGAUAAUGUGAAAGCUCUGGUAAGAUGCUAGUCAUAUCACCUUUUUACCUGACCUGUUUUUGCACAUGUGGCCACAGGAGGUCACUUACUCACAAGGAAUGAUUUUUCUGCCAGUGCAAAGCUUCGUGUGACAUAUCCGUUCUAUACCUCAUGAAACAACUACAUACUCAUAACAGACAGUAUUUUAUCUUAAAUGAAACUCACCAGGUUCUACCUCAUAGCCAAGAACCUACCAGGCACAGAAGUGUUCACCGUUUAAAAUCCGUUUUAGGUUGUUUGUACAGUAUCUUAUUGCCAAACCAUGUAAAGUUUAUCCUCUCAACACAAAGCCUUGAUACUAAGGGGAAAUAUUCCUUGCUGAUUGUAUGGAUUAGGGACAAAGUCCUUGUCAAAUGUUUCACGGUCAGCCAGGUUAAAAUGUAGAUUAAGAAGGUGCUAUGGUAGGAGUGCAUUAAAUUUGCUAGCUUUCUGCUAUGUUUGUUUUUUUCCUCCAAAAAGAGAAUAGAGUAAGAAAAAUGGCCCCGUAUACUCACAAGACAAAAUCAGAAUCAAGAAACACUUUGAAUCUCUCGUCACUACUGGGGAUCUCCCGCUGUGUAGAUGCUGUCAUCCAUGUGAUGGGUGAGUUACGUCCAUGCAGUAGAGUCAUUUGUAUUCCUCUAUGCUCCGAUUGCCAACGUUAACUGAAUAAUCGUACGUGUAAAUUGUUUUUUUUUUGUCAUGAGGUAGGCUUCUAGGUUGAUACUCAGCGUCUCACAAAGACAGGAACUCAUUGAAAACUCAGCACAGCAGGAACAGCCUCGCAUCUGUUCGUACAAAUCUAUCUAGGAUUCAAGUCUGAUUAUAAUAUGCAAACAGAAAGAACAAAGGAAUCUCAGCCAUUCUGACAUGGUUUUUCUUCCAUCUAUGAAAGAGCUUUUCGGUUCGUUUCCUUUUCUUUCGUUCUGUCCUGCCCUUUUCUGACGGGACGUGUAAUCUGUGAUCUUUGAUCUCUGUAUAGUUCGGGGUCAGACGCAGACGUGGAACAUGUUUUUCCUCAUUCGUCAAUCCUUCUUUACGGUAUUGACGGGGACAUGUUAAAGCUGGAUUAAGGCUAGGAGGUAAAUGUUGUUUGUGGUAGCUGGUGAUCCAAAGUAUUGAUGCACUUUGCAGAGUUAGUGGUUGGGAUCUAGAGUGCUGACCCACAUGAAAUGAAUUGUGCUGAUUUUUGUCUUAAUUCUGGUGCAGCAGCAGAAGUGUCGGAGUCCGACGUGCUUUAUUGCAUCAAUUUUCCUCUGAGUAAAAACGGAUAUGGACUUUUGGUGAAACUCUGCAACCACAUGAAUACUAUUGGCUACAAGCCCUGCAUAUGGCAACAUGAUUUUAUCUAUACUGUUUGAACCAUGGGGGUCAGGGAUGGGGGUGUUGUUAGUAUAAUAAUAUAUAGAGAUUUGGGUUUAUUUCCAUUUGUGAUUUUCAAGAAUCUGCAUUCACGGUAAAUACAAGAAAGCCUGGUUGGUUAUCCUGUCAUUUAUAGCUAACUUAAUGAUGAACCCUUUCUUACUUGCCAUUCAGCUUUGAAAUCUUUUUAAGUAGAGCACCUGCUAUAAGCUUUUAAGUUGUCUCAUCUGGUCCAUGCUGAUUUUUUUUUUUUUUUUUUUUAUCAAUGAACUUAGUUUGAUUAUUUCACAGUUUUCUUAUAAUUUUCUACUUUGUGUGCAUUUUGCCAGGAGAACAUUAUUUCUUGUUGUUUAUUUCUAAGGUUACAUCAAGAUGGCAGUCCUUGAAUUCCACCGAAUGUGCGGUCGACAUCUUCACUCGCUGACGGUUAAGAUAGCAAACCAAACUCCGUGGGAUUUUUUGCAGAUCAGUAUAGCUAGCUCUUCGUUAUCUUUUUUUUUAUGCAAAAGUUUUCGUCACAAACACUUUUGUCGCCACAACCACACAGUCCGUCGACCUCUACAGUAACUGUAAAGAUGAAUGUUUACUAAGUCAUGUUCAUUUCUGUCAGCUGAUGACGUGAUGUGCAGGUUUGACAGCAGAUCUGACCUCAACAGAAUCACUCGAUCGAGCUCAUUUGGAUCUGACUAUGAUGCCCUACACCUAGAGAAAAAGGAGGAGGAGGAGGAGGAAAGCAUACCACCUUUUUGCGUUACUAUUAGUGAUGUUUUGUGAGUGAUAGGUACAAACUACUACUUCAACUUUGUGCCAAGACUUCACACCAAAGACUCAUGGGUGAUUUUUAACAGUAGAUACAGACUGUACUGAAUGCUCAUCAUGAUAAUUAGAUUCGUUAGUCUGUGUAGGACUAGUUCAUUGCUCUGUUCAAGGAAUGUAUGCUUCCCAGCUUAAAACAAUCACUUGUGUAAAUUUGAGGAACUUACUAAGAAGACAUUAAGCAGUUAAGUCAUGAAUAGCAUCGUAUAUUAAGCCAUACAAAAGCUGACAAUAUAGAAGUUGUGCAAUAGGUAUUGUAAUUGUUAAAAGCCAAUGUAAUCAAAAGAGAGAAACUUCACAAAAAGUGGCAUCUUCGACUUAGUGCCUUGCCACAAGCUUUAUAUUUAGAAUCUGGCACCAAGAUUUCUGUGCCUCUUUCUUUUUUAACGGACUCAAAAUAGAAGUUUUAAUAAAUUAUGGCCACAUGAUUUGUUGUAAAUUGAUGCCAAGAAUGAUUAGAAAGUCAAUCAUGUUGUAGUUUUUUCUAGCUCUAGCCGUGCCCCCUUCCUGCUCUUCAUGAUUUGAUUAGUCGUUCUGUUUCGGGACAGACGUUUGGUUCAAAGUUUUAACCGCUUUUGUAGCAAAUUGAUUACAAUCAAAUGAGGCUGACUCGUCCCCUCGAAAGCCAUGGCCUCGUGUUUUUUCGGAAAGUAUACUGUAUCCCUCCUCUCUAACUACUGAGGACAAUCUUAGCGAUGUACUGUAGUUUUAGGCAUUUCAAUGGCGGAGGGAGGUGCAUGAGAAACACAAGUCUACUUCCUCUCGGUCCUCUUAGAGCAUCGGGCGGCGGCGGCGGGGGAACUGCUGCGCGGGUUUUUUGGAAGAAGAUAAAACUAAAGAUUUGUGAGACUAAAAACCUUAUCCUCAUAUACUGUAGCUUGAUUGCACGUUGCUCAACCACAAAAUUGUAUAAAAUUGCCAAUGGAUCAUUUUUCGACUUGAGUUUUCAUGUAUGUGUGUCAUCGAUUGUGCACUUACAACUUUUCAUCGAUAGUUUUUAACCAAUUCCAUCCAGGAAAUCCGGCGUAUCGGUUGUUGCCCCAAAGGGACUCAGCUGUAACGGCCUCCAUCAGUCUGGUCGGGACCUUUUCCCCCUUUAAUGGUGCUUUUAGAUUAUUAGUCCGUUUCAUUUUUUAACAAAUGAGUCGAUAAGACCAUGUCAUCAUCACAGGUGAAUGGAGGGGGAAUCGUUUAUAUGCUUUUCAUGUACUUAGUUACAUCAGUGAUAGUACACAAUCGCAGAGGCAACUGAACUUGACACACACACACACUCACGCACACACACACACACACUCUCUCACAUCGACUUUAUGUCAGCUCUUAGUUCCACACCUCAGAGAGGAACAGGAGAUGCAUUGUGGGCCACAAGUAAUCAAAAGGAAGUGUUUACAGGGAAGGCUGUCGGACUACUUUUUGAAAUUGCAGCUCGUCCUAUUCUUUUUAUAAUAAACUCACUUCAGGUAGUUUACAAACACUGAUACAGGCUUAGAAAAAAUCUUAAGUCUUCCAUAGCUUUUCUGUCAGUUUCUGUCCACUGUGUAUUAUAAAAAAAAAAAAAAGCAAUAACCUUUUUAAAAGCGGUGUAUUGGGAUCAUCAAGCCUAUUGAAAUAUCGGCCUGUCGUACAUCAAACAAACUGAAUGUCAGGGAGCUAUUGAAUUGAAGUGAGACCAAGACAAUUUGAUAUUGAUUUUUUAUAUUUUCUGAAACUUUGGACAGGUUGACUUCCUCUUCAGAAAAUAGUACUUAAAAAAAAAAGAACAAGCAUUGUUGCUGGUGUUUUAAAAAAGCUCAUCAAAAACCAGUGGUUUCAGAAAACUGCAACACAAGAACUGAGCGUGUGGUUCAGUCGUCCAACUCAGUGGCACUGUUCAGAGUUGCACCUCCAGCUGUGUCAAAAGAAUGAAAGGGAUUUUGGGCUGUUAAGCCACUGUUAGGAGCGGGUAAUCUGCCGUCAUGUCGAGGUUCAAGGUUCUGCUUUUGCUCCUCGGGCUCUGAGACUGUAGUCGUAGCUGUUCGGGGGAUCAGAGGAGAAGUUUUCAACCUCGCUGUUGUUUCUUUUCCUUUUACAACUCCCUGAACUCUGCACUACAACGUCUCCUGCUCUCAUGUAUUUGGUGACAAGGCAAAAAAACUUAGAACUCAGGGUUUAUAGUGUUAAAAGUGGUCUCAUUGGAUAUACAACCUAUGUCCAUAGUAUAAUCGUGCACUUCUCUUCAGGUGGGGAAACAAGUCCUCAGUCAGUGGUUCCCAAACAUUCUGCCUCAAGGUCUCAAUGAGCCCAUAUUUUCCACAGAGCUGAAGCUCGAGGAGCACUGCAGAACCCGAACCAAAACCAUCGCAGCAGAAACGCCGCGGCUCCUGUUUUGUCCACUCUACACACAACCUCACAACCCAACUGUGAACCUCAGAACUCUACUGUUUUGUACAACUAUGAAGUAAAUGAAGCUAGCUAGAGCUGAUGUUGUAUCUAUUGCCAUUUAUGAAUUUAUUUUAUAGCAUGAAAUAAAAUAUAUUUAUUCAAAUUAUAUAUUUUACUCAUAAUCAUUCUGUGCUGCUUCAUUUUGGUUCUUAAGCUUGUAAAUUGCUUUUUUAUUAUAUGAAAAAAUGUCAAUAGAAAAAUGCGUUUGUAAAAUAAAGACGCUGAUUUGGCUCUGAUUUGUCUUUUGUGUCUCAAGAAUGAUGACGUUUCUUUGGUUCGUUUACUUUAUGUGUUUAUAGACGCACAUAAACUCACAUGACCUGGGUCAGUGUAUCUCAGCUAUCUUGUUAUGUUGUUUACAGAGUUAUUUAGACCUCUAGACAUUCAAUCCAUGAUAAUGUACGCUGGCAUGUGAGGUCCCAGUGCUGUUAAGCUGUAUACAAAUACCAUCUGGAGGAGUAUCUGAUGUAUGUGCAGCUGUGACCCUGCAGAGGGAGCCAGGGGUUAACAAAUACAAUGGAGUUAUCUGUGGUAUAGGACCAGCUAUAACAGUAUAGAUGGCUGUGGUAUAGAGCCAUUAUUCUCUAUUCUUUUUUAUUGUUUAUUUUCAUCACAUUACAGAGAAGAACUGCCUGGUCAAUACUUGAUAAACAAAUUGUGAUUGGCAAAAUAGAAUAUGAACAAAUAAAAGAGAAACUACUAUGACAAGCAGUAAGUGAAAAACAAGCCCAAAGAAUUUAUGAAUAUCUUCUAUUUGCCCUCAUUUCCUCAGAGUGAAAACAUCUUAGUGUAACUACAGAUGAUUUGGUACUUUAAAGCUCUUUCGGGUAACUCUUAGUUUGUGCCAACUGUGUGGACAAAUUAAGUCAUUGCUUACUUUUCCUUUCCUAUUUAAAAACAAAAAAAGUGGGCGGUCAUAUGUAGCAUUCAAUGUGAGAAUAUAGGUGAAAACUGUGAAAAAACAGCUGUUUCUUGUAGUGCUCUGCUGACACCUUCCCCCUCACACUUGUUUGAGGCCUCCCUGUUGCAGCCUACGUGUUUGCAAAGUUACUUCUGUUCAAUUUUACAGAUCAGUAGUCUACAUCGUCUACUUCAUAUUACCUGUCCUGUUGUUCUUGGGUCUGGAUUUGGCCACCUUCAUGAACUCUGACAGAGAGGGUGAAAAGCUCAGCUUCACAGUUACUGAACUGCUGGUCGAACUCCUGAGUCCUAAAACAGUUUUAAAAAUUCUAACAGGAACACAGGUUCCCAAACUUUUCUGACCAGGACUCCAUAAAAUAAAGUCAUCAACUGGAGACCUUCACUGACCCUUAUGGUGAUCCUGAGCUCCCCUUUUAGGUACUUGAUACACUCUCUAAUAGGUGGGUUGGAGAUUGAGCUGCCUGUGGACUUGACUGUAAAUAAGAAAAGUCCCUUCUGGGAAAACAGCAGACUGUGGAGUUGCCUUCCUACCACCUUCCUGGACCCUUGAGCCAAAACUACUUUACAAAGACCCUGCAGAGCGAAGCCAACAACACAAGCUUUUAUAUAAAAAACACACAAACACACUGUGACUCUGUGUGGCUUUAUUUUAAUCAGAUCCAGGUCUAGUUGAAUUUUAGUUUAACUUCAACUUUCUUGUGUCUACAAAGGACAGUGAAAGAGGAAACAAAUGGUUUACUCCUGUGUGUCCAGUGCUGUUAAGCUCUAUACAAAUACCAUCUGGAGGAAUAUCUGAUAUAUGUGCAGCUGUGACCCUGCAGAGGGAGCCAGGGGAUAAUAAAUACAGUCCCAAAGGUUACCCCUCUCAUAGGCAUGGGCUUUUGGUUUAGUUAGAUAAUAGUCAGCAAACAAGAUGCCUGCAGAAACGCUCCUCUGUUGAGCUGAGUUUUAUGUUUUUAAUUAAAUUUCUCAUUAAGAAACAGUCAAUUUAAAGUUGGAGAGUAGAAUAAAAACAAAAAAUAGCUUUAGUUUUUAAAAAAAUAAUUUAUUACCAAACACAUUUCUUCUCUUGCUGGAUGUCUGGAGAAAACCCCUUACCCAAUCCUCAGUAGUGUUGUUGCUUCUGUCCCUAAAGUGUUAAAAAAUGCACCUGAAGAAAGAAAGAGACUCGUAAAGUGGUACAGCUGUACAACAGUCCCCCCUCAGAGUUAUGCACCACUGUGUGUGCGUUUAACAGAAAGCAGUGCCAUGAGGCAGCCAAAUGACCAAUAAACCACCAAAUUGGCCUGCUAUGUGCUUAAUCUGCAUUUUCUGGAAGUUCUUGACUCUCAGGCUGCAGGGGAGGGUUUGUCAGCUGCCUGACUGAGUGCAGCUCCAGUGUUUGAAGCUCUAAAACUCACUGCAUUAACUGAUAAUCUCAAUGAAUAAUAUCAUACUUGGCAGCAUCACACAUUGCUGAAAAUCUUAAUAAAUGGAAUGAUUGAUUCAACGACAGCAUUAUAGAGCUGCUUGGUUAUCUGAUCCUAAAAUAAUAGGCUAAAUUGCACUGUUCAGUGGAAUAUGAGCAUUAAAAGAACCACAAGAUACGAGGCCAGGAAACAGAGGUAGCUGUGUUUCCACUAAGACUCUUUAACUGCAUUCUAUGGUGAUGAUGUAUUGCAGCUCUGUAAUAGAGACCCGUGUAGUUGGAUUUGACUGGUUAAUUGGCGGGUAUAGAUUUUCACACAUUUGUUCAUAUUUACACUCAGGAUUAGCAUUAGUGUUGUGAUGGCUGGUUUGUUGCCAGAAAAUGAUUUUUUAGGCGACUUCAGUUGCAGCAAUAACCCUCUAAUGUUAAAAAUGCAGCUCUCACCCCCUCUCCUUUCUUUCACCUCAGAGUCACCACGUGAUUGUUUUAAGUGGCUCAUGAAAAACAGCUCUUGAAUGUUUUUUUUUAUACCACUACAUAAUUGUGCAUUAUGUAAUAGGGCUGACUCAAACUAUUCUUUCAUCACUUUGUGUCAAACUAAGAAUUAGGGAUGGUCUAAAUUAAGCUCCUGACCACAUGACAGUGAAGAAUAAUUAACCCUGUGGCCUGUGACACUUAGACAGAUAUGCAGAAAAAGAUGGUGCUGCCACGUUACAAGAGGUCUGGUGAGAAGGAGUGGAGCUGGUGGGAAAAGGGAGCGCUGUAGAAGCAUAGAGGCCUAUUGUAUUCACUUCACAGAAAAAUGAUUUAAUAUUAUUAUUAUUAUUAUUAUUAGUGAGAAAUUAUUAGUGACAAAUAUUCAAUUAUUGACUUAAAAUGACUUAAAAAAAGAUUCCCUAUAUUUUCUGUAAUAAUGACGUAUUAUCUUGGAAUCAAGAUUGUUAAAACAGAAUAAAAAGUUCCCUUUUUCUGUUUUAUGUAGCUUUUAAAAAAGUGACAUAAAUCUUUAAUUUUCCCAAAAUGAUAUCCUAAUUCUGACAUGUUAAAAAAAUAAACAGCAACAUAAUUAACAGCGGGUUUUGCUGUUAUUAUUUUCAAUGCAAUACGCUUUAAAAAGAUGUAAAUAAAUUUUUCAGGUUAAAAAAAAAAAAAAAAACCUGAACCGGAAGUAGUAGUAGUCUCUGGCGCCAUCUAUUUUUGGCGCUUCGCGACAUUUAAUGAAGUUAAUUUGUAAACAAGCUUCACCUAAACGCACCGCAGCCUCCCCAAUAUUUAACAACAGUGACACAGUGAACUAAACUAGCCAAUCAAAACGGUCUACUGGGCAAAAAAGUACCUCAGCUUUCAGGUAAGGUUAUUUUCUCCCCAUAUUACAUGUAUUUUUGCACUUUUUUUUAACGCUUAAAGACUCAAAGAAGCGAAACUGAACAGCGAACGUCGUCGCAGUUGUUCGCUAAAAUCAAACAGGUUAUAUGGCGGUUGUUUAGUGACAGUAAAGCUAGCUGGUCGGCUAAAAGUUUACCUAUCUGCGCAUUGUUAGGCGACGUUCUAUGAGUGCGAAUAUAGGAGGUUGUUUGUCUCUAUAGGGGAGAGUGGGGUAAGUUAAGCCAAAGGGUAAGUUGUUGUUCUUCCUUGAGCUGCGUCACCCCGCUGUAGUCAGUAAUGGGCUGACUAAACAAGCGGCUGCUGGAAGAGAGUAGGAGAGUUGUGUUUAGUGUCUUUGAUAAAGAAAUUAGUCAAACUUAAAAAGAUGUUUGGUGUCUAGUACUAUGGCUGUGACCCUAUAUGUCCUGUUGAUGAAGUUAGGUGCUGUUCUGAGUAUUAUUUGUGGCUAUAGAGUGGCGUUUUGGUAGCUGUGUGUUGCCAUCCUGCCGUCGUUACUAAAGUUGGUAUAACUAGAGAAGCAAGCGGUCGGCAACAUUCAUCUCUCGGUGUUACGGUGUGUUUGACCCUAAAUUAAUUUUACGCUGGAAUAUCCCUUUAACUCCGCCAUAGACUCAUUUCUUUUCUCACUUUAGAUGUGAAGCACAAUAAACUAAGACGAACUGUUUUAAAAUGUGAUUUCAGGAGCUGCUCACAGAUUCAGAGGUGGAAAAGUUUCCAUCCAGCUGACCUUCUACCUCGGUGAAUGGAAGGUAAUUGACCUCGUUGUCUGUGACACAGAGCUAAAUGGGGCGUUGAAUACUGGGAUACUGCCGCCACAUUACGUAGAGUGAGAGUAGUGUAGCUGGUGUGGAAGUGGAGAAAAGCAGGUGAGAGGAUUCCACCUACACUAAGUGAAAACACAGUCUUGUGGUUUAGUCGGAUUGUUAUUCCUGCAGCAAAUGGAGCCAUGGAAAAUGUGUUGAGUGGCAGUUAAGGAAAGGUAACCUGUUUCCACUUGGUCUGAUCCAGACAGCACCACAUCGCCCCUGUACAUGAUGCAUGCAGAGGAGAGGUGUGCACAGUAGAUUAUUAGGACUGUUAAGUGAUGAAACUUGCAGACAUGAUAACAUUUUCACUUUAUUGAGCUUUAAUUUGCUAUGCUGUGUGGGUUUUAAUAAACUAAGAAAGUCUAUGGAAAAUAAUCUGCUAGUCUACCUACUUGAACAUUAGCUGUAGCGACUGCUUUCUUUUAACAAAAAGGCCACUGGGGGGUUCAGGUGGGCUUGCGUCUGUGACUCGUUCCAAAAAAGGAAAGAAAACGCGCUGAUUCAGGCCCAAAACUUUUGCUUUUAAAUGAAAAAGUGAUAUGAUGAAAUGAGGUUAAAACAGGAUGAGUGAAACCGCCAACAGAAAAAUUAUCAGAGUUUACCAAAAAUCCAUUGUCUGACUACACCUGUGAGAUUUAAAUUACCCGCCAAACAUCCUAAAACCAUGCACCUCGGUGUCAAUCCCUGAAAGUGACGAACCUGAUAGAAAUCAUAUCCUCAACAAAUAUAUUUUUGCUCCUACACUAGCUUUUGUUGUCUUAGUAAUACAGUCCAUGUCUUUUUUAUGUGAAGUAAUUUGUAAGGAAAGUUAACCUUUGACCUGAUCUCUUGACCCAGACCCAGUGACACAAAGCCUCCAGCUCUUCCCUGUGUUUGAUGGCUGCAAAGCAUGAGUGUGCUACAUGUCUUAUCAAGACCACAGAUGACACUGAGGGCACAAGCAACCAACAAGUAAGUGACAUCUAUUGAAGAAUAGCUGAAUUUGGUGUUAUUAGUGCUGUGGAAUAAACUGCUAAUAUAGCUGUCAGCUGUGCUAUGGUCGUGAUAAUACAAGUAUAAUUUUUUAUGUGUUGGAAAAGUAUCAUAUCACCACAUUACCAUACAGUGGGUCUCUCUAUGUUGUUGAUGAGUUAGACAGCUGCUUUGUACAUAGUUGACAUGAAGCCCUAUCUUUGUCUUUUAUUUUUCCGUUUAUCCUGGAGAUCCCAAAAUACUUCCACACAGAGCUUCUCAGCUGUUUCGGUGUCGAUCGUCCACUCAUUGCGGUGUAGCUUGACCAUUAUUUUGUAGAAUAAUGUUACGAUAUCAGCUUACUGGGCUCAAGAGUGCAUGGAUUGGCCAGGUUACAGUGAGAACACUCUCUGCUGGAUCAUAUGGCAAGCUAUUUCUGAAGGCCUGAUGUGCUGGUGUUAUUAUGAAUUUGAAACGGCUCAUUACAGUUUGGAUAUGAACUUUUACCCCUGAGUUUGUACGACAGUCUGAAUAUUUGAUAAAUAGUGACAGUCCUAUAAGGCAGCAACACAAGUCUGUAAGUCAGUUUGAUUCUUCAGGGACACAGAAAGAGUAAAUUAAAGCUCCAGUUGAAUCUCUUUAUCACUCCUUGCAAGUUCAACUAUUUAAAACCUUCAGCAAAGAAAAUGUUUGUAUUUCUUCAUUUUCACCAAAAACAAUCGGAUGCACUUACUGAAAUGAGGAGAAAGCUGGCCUUGAACUGUACUUGCUGUACUAGGAUGACCUAAGAACAUGAAAUCCUGGUAAAGAGGAACAUAUGUCCGAUUCUGAGAAACUCUCAUUUUCCAGUAAAAAAAAACCUUCUUUGUGUGUUGGUCAUAUUUUCCUUUAUUAAAACAGAGUCAGUGUGCAGAGCUGAGAUGAUACAUGCUCCAGUAAUUUUGACUCACAGUUUAGAGGAGACGUUUGAAGUGCUGCCAAUGGACCGGAGCAGAUUUCUUGUGUAUAUUCAUCAGUUUUGGUUGUAAAAAAAAAAACUAUGAUGUAUUCUUCUGUUUGUCAUCUCAAAUAUAUUUUAGAGAAAGUAGUAAUAUUAACCUGAAGUGUGAUUAAUCAGUUUGGUAUUGUCUAGUGUUGGAAAUUUUGGCUCUCUUUUUGAGAUGCUGUGUACCAAACUGGGAACCAAGUGAUGAAAAAGUUUCUUAAAUUUACUGUGAAAGUUUCUAAAGUUUCUAAAUCUAAAGCAGAGAAAUAAUACCACACUGGCCACGGUGAUACUUUACACAAUUAGAUUUCCACCAUUUAAAGGAAAAUUCCUGAGAGGUUUCCUAUAAGCUCCUC
Messenger RNA from Xyrichtys novacula (pearly razorfish), 19784 nucleotides. The record is from the annotation of a GenBank genome assembly. NCBI's taxonomy places the organism in Eukaryota, Metazoa, Chordata, Actinopteri, Labriformes, Labridae.